Otolemur garnettii (small-eared galago) is the source of this 2850-nucleotide messenger RNA. It is a transcript of the gene ESR1, whose product is annotated as estrogen receptor 1. Gene Ontology annotation, biological process: steroid hormone receptor signaling pathway; regulation of DNA-templated transcription. NCBI's taxonomy places the organism in Eukaryota, Metazoa, Chordata, Mammalia, Primates, Galagidae. The coding region runs from base 226 to 2013 and encodes 595 amino acids. Gene Ontology annotation, molecular function: steroid binding; zinc ion binding; nuclear estrogen receptor activity. The transcript is spliced from 8 exons. The record is from RefSeq and is a predicted model, not a curated record. Gene Ontology annotation, cellular component: nucleus.
GGAGUUGGCGGAGCACGUUCACGCCGGGACUGCACUUGCCUGAGUCUGGCCGCCCGGCUCCACCAGACUGGCCAGCUCCCGGGGCAGGGCCGGGGCGAGUUCGCGGCGUGGCGGGACAUGAGCCGCGCCGCCGCCUCUAACCGCGGGCUGUGCUCUUUUUCCAGGUGGCCCGUCGGCUGCUGAGCCCUUUGCCGCGCGAGGAGACGGUGCCCGCGGCUGCUGACCAUGACCAUGACCCUCCACACCAAAGCCUCCGGAAUGGCCAUGCUGCACCAGAUCCAAGGGAACGAGCUGGAGCCCCUGAACCGCCCUCAGCUCAAGAUCCCCCUGGAGCGGCCCCUGGGCGAGGUGUACGUGGACAGCAGCAAGCCCGCGGUGUACAACUACCCCGAGGGCGCCGCGUACGAGUUCAACGCCGCGGCCGCCGCCUCCGCGCCAGUCUACGGCCAGUCCGGCCUCCCUUACGGCCCCGGGUCCGAAGCAGCCGCGUUCGGCGCCAACGGCCUGGGGAGCUUCUCCCAGCUCAACAGCGUGUCUCCGAGCCCGCUGGUGCUGCUGCACCCGCCGCCGCAGCUGUCGCCCUUCCUGCAGCCUCACGGCCAGCAGGUGCCCUAUUACCUGGAGAACGAGCCGAGCGGCUACGCAGUACGGGAGGCCGGCGCUCCGGCGUUCUACAGGUCAAAUUCAGAUAAUCGACGCCAGGGUGGCAGAGAGAGAUUGGCUAGUGCCGGUGACAAGGGAAGCCUGGCCAUGGAGUCUGCCAAGGAGACUCGCUACUGCGCGGUGUGCAAUGACUAUGCCUCCGGCUAUCACUAUGGAGUCUGGUCCUGUGAGGGCUGUAAGGCCUUCUUCAAGAGAAGUAUUCAAGGACAUAAUGACUACAUGUGUCCGGCUACCAACCAGUGCACCAUUGAUAAAAACAGGCGGAAGAGCUGCCAGGCCUGUCGGCUGCGCAAAUGCUACGAAGUGGGGAUGAUGAAAGGGGGGAUACGGAAAGACCGAAGAGGAGGGAGAAUGUUGAAACACAAACGCCAAAGAGAUGAUGGGGAAGGCAGGAAUGAAGCAGGGCCCUCUGGAGACAUGAGGGGUGCUAACCUUUGGCCAAGCCCUCUCUUGAUAAAGCACACGAAGAAGAACAGUCCGGCCUUGUCCCUGACAGCUGAACAGAUGGUCAGUGCCUUGUUGGAGGCUGAGCCCCCCAUACUCUAUUCCGAGUACGAUCCUGCAAGACCUUUAAGUGAGGCCUCCAUCAUGGGCUUGCUGACUAACCUGGCAGACAGGGAGCUGGUUCACAUGAUCAAUUGGGCAAAGAGGGUGCCAGGCUUUGUGGAUUUGACCCUCCAUGAUCAGGUCCACCUUCUGGAAUGUGCCUGGCUAGAGAUCCUGAUGAUUGGGCUUAUCUGGCGCUCCAUGGAGCACCCAGGGAAGCUCCUGUUUGCUCCUAACUUGCUCUUGGACAGGAACCAGGGGAAAUGUGUAGAGGGCAUGGUGGAGAUCUUUGACAUGUUGCUGGCCACAUCGUCUCGGUUCCGUAUGAUGAAUCUGCAGGGAGAGGAGUUUGUGUGCCUCAAAUCUAUCAUUUUGCUUAAUUCUGGAGUGUACACAUUUCUGUCCAGCACCCUGAAGUCUCUGGAAGAGAAAGACCAUAUCCACCGGGUCCUGGACAAGAUCACAGACACCUUGAUCCACCUGAUGGCCAAAGCAGGCCUGACCCUGCAGCAGCAGCACCGGCGCCUGGCCCAGCUCCUCCUCAUCCUCUCCCACAUCAGGCACAUGAGUAACAAAGGCAUGGAGCAUCUGUACAACAUGAAGUGCAAGAACGUGGUGCCCCUCUACGACCUGCUGCUAGAGAUGCUGGAUGCCCACCGCCUGCACGCCCCUGCUGCCCGCAUGGGAGUAUCCCCAGAGGAGAUGGGCCAGAGCCAGCUGGCCAGCACUGGCUCCACUUCAUCGCAUUCCUUGCAAAAGUUUUAUAUCACUGGGGAGGCAGAGAGUUUCCCCGCCACAAUCUAAGAGCUCCCGGGCUCCCCCAAGGCUCUGCGAAUCCCUGCAGCACACCCCCCAACCCCCCGCCAUGCGUCACUUUAGCAGAACUCUGUCUCCUGCACACACUCCAGCAUGCGUCCACCACCAGCAGCUUUCUAGAUGAGUGGCCGUUCAUUUGCGUGUUAAGUUUUUAGUGGUACAUCUUCUGUUGGGAACAGCCAAAGGGAUUCCAGGGCUAAAUCUUUGUAACAGCUCUUCUCCCCCCACCCCUUUGUUGCUAUAUUACUAAGCAUGAGGAUUCCUAUAGCUCUUCACGACUGAACUCAGUCUAUGAGCUUGGGGCUCAGAUGACUGUGCAUUUAAGCUACUUAUAGAGACCCAGACCUGGAGAGUAAACAUUUCCCCUCUGAUAAGCACUUUGGAAUGGCUUGAAGAAUAAGCCACAGGAAAGAAUGUAAAGUGGCUCCUUUAACUGCUGACUUGGAGAAAGCUAGGUCCAGGGUUCAUUAUAGACCCCUCUUGUAUUCCUGUAGUGAUGUGCCAUUUUAUUCAAGUGAUACCUUAAAGCUUUUGCACUCCGAUAGCAGAGUAUUAAGUGAUUGUCUAUUCAUUUCCCCUAUAGGAAUACAAGAUGCACAUAGAGAAGGAAGAUCCUCUAAUUGCCAAGACUAUUGCAACUUAGUACACUGCAGCCUCAGGCUAGCUGCAAGCUCUAUUGCUGGCUUUCCAGAGCACCAUGCUCAGGCCAUGGGUUCCGGUUAAUUCUCACCUCCCAUGGACCAAUGGAAAACAGCAAGUUGAUUUUAGUUAAGUCAUUUCUACAUACAUCAGUCUCCUAAUAUGUCAUUAUGGGUCAUUAUGAAA